Messenger RNA from Uloborus diversus, 519 nucleotides. It is a transcript of the gene alpha-PheRS, whose product is annotated as phenylalanine--tRNA ligase alpha subunit B-like. The coding region runs from base 73 to 519 and encodes 148 amino acids. NCBI's taxonomy places the organism in Eukaryota, Metazoa, Arthropoda, Arachnida, Araneae, Uloboridae. The transcript is spliced from 4 exons. The record is from RefSeq and is a predicted model, not a curated record.
UAGCAGACCUCGCUUUCGGCGGAGAUCGGCCACUGUGUGGGAAUCAAAAGUUUGUUUACUUAAAUUUGAAAGAUGACUGAACUCGUGGAAGAAAUAUUAAUGUUUUUAAAAGAUAGUGGCGAAGAACCUGUUGAUUCUCUUCGUUUAGCGGAAUCUUUUCAAACUGAUCAUCAAAAAGUCGUGGGUGCAAUUAAGAGUUUGCAGAGUGCAGGAAAUUUAAUCGAUGCUGAGCAGAAAGAUACAAAAUCUUGGAAGUUAACUCCAGAAGGAGAAAAAGUUGCUACCAAUGGCAGUUAUGAAGCUCUAGUGUUUUAUUCAAUCCCUCCUGAAGGUAUUUCACAGCAGCAAAUAAUGAAGUCAGUUCCACAAGCUAAUGUAGGUUUCAGCAAAGCAAUGUCAUCUGGUUGGAUAUACAUUGAAAAAAAAGAUGGAGCUACUAUGGCUUUUCGAAAGGUAUACAAAAGCUUUAAAAUUAAAAAAUAUGUAUACGAUAUCACAAAGUCGAAGGCUCUAGAAUAA